AUGGCAUCUCAAUCAUCAGAACAACAGAUCGAAGAACUGAACAUGAAAGUCAAAAACCAAGGCGAUCAAGUCAGAAGUCUCAAGUCAGCACCCUCGGAACAACGAGAUCCAACCCAAAUAGCACAAGCAAUCGAGACACUCAAAAACCUAAAAUCUGAACUAGAACUCCUCAAAGGAACUAGCAGUACAGCUCAAGAACCACCCAAAUCAAAAACAAGCAACCAACCACAUGCUAAAUCAACCAAGAAAGAAGUCAUGACCAAGUUCCAACUCAAAGUCCCAAAGGGCACUAAAGAUCAUCAUCCAAAGGAAAUGCUCAUCAGAGAAAAGAUCUUCUCGACGAUCACCAGGAUCUUCAAACUCCAUGGCGCAGUCACGAUCGACACCCCAGUAUUCGAACUCAAAGAAAUCUUGUCGGGCAAAUACGGCGAAGAUUCGAAAUUGAUUUAUGAUUUGCAGGACCAAGGUGGUGAACUGUGUAGUCUAAGAUACGAUCUUACCGUUCCCUUUGCUAGAUUCUUGGCUAUGAACUCGAAAGAAUACCCGAGCAUCAAGAGAUACCAUAUCGCUAAAGUUUACAGGCGAGAUCAACCCGCAAUGACCAAGGGAAGGAUGAGAGAAUUCUAUCAAUGUGAUUUUGAUAUUGCUGGGGCGACGGAUCCGAUGAUCGCAGAUGCUGAGGUAUUGACGAUUGCUUGUGAAGUAUUGGAAGCGUUGGAAGUUGGCCCAUUCACGAUCAAGCUCAAUCAUCGAAAAUUGUUGGAUGGGAUCUUCGAUCUAUGUGGGGUACCUGAAGACAAAUUCCGAGCGAUCUCUUCUGCCGUCGAUAAGCUAGAUAAGAUGGCUUGGAUUGAUGUUCGAAAAGAGAUGACGGAAGAGAAAGGUUUGGACCCUCAGAUAGCUGAUCGGAUCGGAGAAUAUGUCAAACUCAAAGGCUCUGAAGAUCUUCUGGCUCAGCUUUUCGAAGAUCAGACUUUGGUUGCUAACAAGACCGCCAAAGAAGGCCUGGAAGAAAUGAAGUUGCUGAUGUCAUAUAUGAACGUCUUUGGUAUCAUGCCCAGAAUUUCGUUUGAUUUGAGUCUAGCCCGUGGACUGGAUUACUAUACGGGUGUUAUAUAUGAAGCGGUAGUUGAAGGCUCAGCACCGCCAGUCAAAGAAGCGACGGCGAGUGCCCCAAUGACGACGGAGGAAGCGGUAGGGGGGCCAAGCUCUAAGGCUCGAUCGACGAAAGCGAAACGAGAUGAGACGGGCGAGGCAGCGGAGAUCGAUGAUGAGAGUCAGAUCGGAGUGGGGUCGAUUGCUGCAGGAGGACGGUACGAUAACUUGGUGGGGAUGUUCUCGGCCGGUAAGGAUAAGAUCCCCUGUGUUGGAAUCUCCUUCGGCGUAGAACGGAUCUUCUCAAUCCUCAAAUCCAAGGCCGCUCAGAAUCGGAUCGAUAAUCUGCGUGGUAAGGAUGUCGAUGUCUUCGUCAUGAGCGUCGGUGAUGGCCUCUUAGUUGAGCGGAUGAAGCUAUGUAAAGAGCUGUGGGACGCCGGUUUAAGUGCUGAAUUCAUGUACAAAUCUAAACCGAAAACUCAAAAACAAUUCGAGAUAGUCGAUCGAGAUCAGAUCCGAUUUGCAAUCAUCCUAGGACCCGAAGAACUUAAAUCAGGACAUGUGAGGAUUAAGGAACAAGUAGGUAAAGAAAGUAACUUGCAUGCGCAAGACAAAUCUGGCGUUGUCGUUGAACGGUCGCAGAUGAUCUCCUUGUUGAAAGAACGCUUGUAUAAUCCUUCUUAA
This is a messenger RNA of Puccinia graminis f. sp. tritici CRL 75-36-700-3, 1779 nucleotides long. Its product is annotated as histidyl-tRNA synthetase. The transcript is spliced from 8 exons. Gene Ontology annotation, cellular component: mitochondrion. Gene Ontology annotation, molecular function: histidine-tRNA ligase activity; ATP binding. NCBI's taxonomy places the organism in Eukaryota, Fungi, Basidiomycota, Pucciniomycetes, Pucciniales, Pucciniaceae. Gene Ontology annotation, biological process: mitochondrial translation; histidyl-tRNA aminoacylation. The coding region runs from base 1 to 1779 and encodes 592 amino acids. The record is from RefSeq and is a predicted model, not a curated record.